Messenger RNA from Gigantopelta aegis, 7808 nucleotides. RefSeq names its product ATP-dependent translocase ABCB1-like. The coding region runs from base 176 to 4213 and encodes 1345 amino acids. Gene Ontology annotation, molecular function: ABC-type transporter activity; ATP hydrolysis activity; ATP binding. Gene Ontology annotation, biological process: transmembrane transport. Gene Ontology annotation, cellular component: membrane. NCBI's taxonomy places the organism in Eukaryota, Metazoa, Mollusca, Gastropoda, Neomphalida, Peltospiridae. The record is from RefSeq and is a predicted model, not a curated record. The transcript has 30 exons.
GGCAAAUCAAUAAGUAGCAAGACGAAAGUAGCAGUGUUAGUUUUAUCACACUGAGGUCACUGACGAUAAUCGGCGGAGCGGUGCUGACAAAUAACGAAAACACAAACAGAGGAGAAUUUACAGAGACUGUUUCCUUGACGUGGCCUAAAAGCGGCCUUAAAACACAGCCUGAAACAUGGCGGAAUUGAAGGGGUAUAGAAGCAAUACUGACAUUGAGAAUUCACCAAACGGUGCCGUGUCUAACAACAAAGGUGUCGAUGCCAACCAGAUAGAUUUACAUGACAACCGUGUUGCUGGUACUGCAGAUGGUCCUGUGAACAGUAAACAUCAGGAUGACAAAGUGGAGAUUAAAAAUGGAAAAGAAAAGAAGAAGCCUCAACCUAUGGUUGGACUGUUUGAAGUGUUUAAAUUUGCCAAUGCAUUUGACAUUUUCCUGAUGGUCAUAGGAUCGAUAUUCGCGAUGGCCCAUGGAGCCAUGCUGCCCUGUAUGAUUAUUGUGUUCGGCAAAAUGAUCGACUUGUUCGUCGAUUCGGGAGUUUUGUCGACUUUCUUGGAUGAUGUUUCUGACUUUUUAGUGACAGUGAAUCUAACAAAAGUGGACAUCCUAAGGAAUCAGUCAGUGCUGAAUGGACCAGUGUGUAUGCAACUAGCUGUGUUCUAUAACAACACCAAAUCUUGUUCUUCCAUUCAAGUGGAUUUUGGUACAAUUAUGCUGGAUCAAAUGCAGACAUUUGCCAUAUAUUAUGUCAUUAUUGGGUGUGGAGUUAUGAUUCUUGCUUAUGGCCAGUUGGCGUUUUGGAUGACCGCAGCAGAAAGACAGACUCACCGAAUCCGCAUGAAGUUCUUCUCCAACUUACUGCGGCAGGACAUCGGCUGGUUCGACACCCACGAGUCGGCAGAACUCAACACACGAUUAACGGAUGACGUAAGCAAGAUCCACGAUGGUAUUGGUGACAAGAUGGGCAGCCUCGUCCAAUGGAAUUCGUGCUUUGUUGCGGGUUUUGCCAUUGGCUUUGCAUAUGGCUGGAAGCUGACGCUCGUAAUACUUUCCAUAAGCCCAGGCUUGAUCGUCUCUGCAGGCCUCAUGAGCCGGCUGGCAGCAUCCAUGACCAGCAAGGAACUGAAGGCGUAUGCGAAAGCAGGUGCAAUAGCUGAAGAAGUUCUUGGUGCUAUCCGAACUGUUGUGGCAUUUGGUGGUCAGAGUAAAGAGAUAGAGAGGUACACAGAAAACCUGAAGGACGCCAAGUCAUAUGGCAUCAAGAAAGGCUUCAGCACUGGUCUUUCCAUGGGCUUUGUGUGGCUCAUCAUCUUCUGUUCCUACGCCCUAGGGUUCUGGUAUGGUGCCAAGCUAACGAGAGACGAACCGGAAACCUACAAACCAGGAACCAUGAUGAUUGUUUUCUUCAGUGUUCUGAUUGGUGCGUUUUCUCUCGGCAAUGCGUCUCCCGGCAUCCAGAGUUGGUCGGCAGCGAGAGGCGCUGCAUAUGUCAUCUUCCAAAUCAUUGAUCUGGUGCCUAUCAUUGAUUCCACAUCAAACCAGGGUAAAAAGCCACAAAAAAUCAUUGGGGAUAUUGAGUUCCGCAAUGUCCAUUUUGAGUACCCUUCAAGACCUGGUGUUACGAUUCUUAAUGGUUUAAACCUGAAAAUAAACCAAGGUCAGACGGUGGCCCUCGUUGGUCCCAGCGGCUGUGGUAAGAGUACGACCGUUCAGCUGAUACAGAGGUUCUAUGACCCUGGCGAAGGGUCGAUUUUCAUUGAUGGCACCGACAUACGAGAACUGAACAUCAAAUGGCUGCGUCACCAUAUUGGUAUUGUUAGUCAAGAACCAAUCCUGUUUGGGACAACCAUAUCUGAGAAUAUCCGAUACGGUUGUGACGGAAUCACUCAGCAAGAUAUAGAGGCAGCGUCGAAGAAAGCCAACGCACAUGAUUUCAUCAUGAAAUUACCAGACAAAUACAACACGCUGGUGGGCGAGCGAGGGGCACAGCUCAGUGGGGGUCAGAAACAGCGAGUGGCCAUUGCCCGGGCACUCGUUAGUGACCCAAAGAUCCUGCUACUCGACGAGGCCACAUCUGCUCUAGAUAACGAGAGCGAAUCGAUUGUCCAGGACGCGCUGGACCAUGCUCGACAAGGCAGAACCACCAUUGUGAUUGCCCACCGCUUGUCCACAGUUCAGACGGCUGAUUCAAUAGCCGGGUUCCAAGAUGGCACUAUAGUGGAGCGGGGAACUCACUCCGAGAUGAUGGACAAACAGGGAAUAUAUUACAGCCUUGUAAUGAAUCAGACAAAGAAACAAGAGAAUGUAGAUGAUGACAAUCGUCUUGAAGAGGAUGAGGAAGAAAUUAUAAAGAUACUUGAACGACCUGUUGAACUGAAACGUAUGUUGUCCAGUGAAGACAAGAAAGUGGCGAGAAGCAUGUCUGCAACUGAAACCAAAGAGAAGGAAGAAGAGAAAGUUCCUGCGGCCCCGUUCAGACGAAUCAUCAAGAUGAAUGGCCCGGAAUGGCCGUUCAUUUUAUUUGGCUGCUUUUCGUCGCUCAUCAACGGAGGCAUGCAGCCAGCGUUUGCUGUUAUUUUCAGUGAAUUUCUUGGUGUAUUUCAAAAGACUCUUGAGGAACAGGAGCGGCUUGUUAGUAUGUUCUGCUUACUCCUCGUCGGUUUGGCCUUCCUGGCGUUUCUCACCAACCUUUUACAGGGAUUCAUGUUUGGUAAAUCGGGCGAAGAGCUGACUUUGCGUCUGAGAAAAAGUGCAUUUAAGGCAAUGCUAAGACAGGAAAUUGCCUAUUUUGAUGACCACAAGAACAAUGUUGGAGCACUGACCACCCGUCUGGCCACAGAUGCCUCCCAAGUUCAGGGGGCGACGGGAAUACGACUUGGCAUGGUGGUUAUGAAUAUUGCCAACAUGGGAACAGCUCUUGUGAUAGCAUUUGUGUACGGCUGGAAGUUAACCCUUGUUAUCCUGGCCUUUUUGCCGUUUAUUGCUGCGUCUGGUGCCAUAGAGAUGAAAGUCCUCGCUGGAGUAGCCGGUAAAAAUAAGGAAGCACUGGAAGGUGCCGCAAAGGUUGCUUUCGAGAGCGUUGAAAACAUCCGCACGGUUGCCUCCCUUGUGCGAGAACCGAUGUUUGUCGGGUUGUUCCUGGAGAAGCUGCUGUCUCCGUACCACGCAGCCCUCAAGAAGGCUCACCUGGUGGGGGCCUCAUUUGGGAUAUCUCAAGCCAUCACGUUUUUUGCCUACGCUGCAGCCUUCUGGUUCGGUGCCUACCUCGUGAAGGAAGGAGAAAUGAACUAUGUUGAUGUCUUUAAGGUGUUUGGUUCCAUUGUGUUUGGGGCGAUGGCGAUUGGUCAAGCCAGUGCGUUUGCUCCUGAUGCUGCCAAGGCUGGCGUCUCUGCUCAGAAGAUCUGCAUGCUCUUGGACAAAGUGCCAGCCAUCGAUUCAGAAUCCACAGAAGGCCGAAAACCAACCAAUUUCAGCAGUAGAAUACGUUUCAGCAAAGUGACGUUCCGAUACCCGACCCGUCCAGACGACAUGGUCCUCCAGGGUCUGUCUCUGUCCGUGGAGCCCGGGCAGACUCUGGCCCUCGUAGGAACCAGCGGGUGUGGGAAGAGUACAACCGUUCAGCUCAUAGAGAGGUUUUAUGAGGUGGAGUCGGGAUCUGUGAAUCUCGACUCUCAUAACAUCAAAGACCUGAACUUGUCGUGGUUUCGCUCUCAGAUCGGUAUUGUAUCACAGGAGCCCAUACUGUUUGACAGGAGUAUUGCAGAAAACAUCGCCUACGGUGACAACUCGCGUGUGGUUUCCAUGCAGGAGAUCAUCGAGGCUGCACGCGGUGCCAAUAUUCACAGCUUUAUUGCAUCAUUGCCAGAUGGCUAUGAGACGAAUGUUGGCGAAAAGGGGACACAACUCAGUGGGGGCCAGAAGCAGCGAGUUGCGAUUGCCAGAGCUCUCGUGAGAAAUCCUAAAAUCCUUCUGCUGGAUGAGGCCACAUCUGCUUUAGAUACAGAAAGUGAAAAAGUUGUACAGGAAGCACUGGACAAAGCCCAGGAAGGCAGAACGAGUAUAGUGAUCGCCCACCGCUUGUCAACCAUUCAAAACGCAGACAAGAUUGUCGUGAUCAAACACGGACAGCUAGCAGAAGAAGGGUCUCACAGCAGUCUUAUGGCUCAGCGGGGAUUUUACUACAAACUGAACAUGGCACAGAAUAAGCAGAGAUAAUCACCUGGAGUCUUUUAGAAAUUCUAAAUCCUAUUUCUUGUCAUUUCUUUUACAUUUUGAUGCUGGGCAUUUAAAAAGCUGUGAGAAUGUUAUGAAUGUGAAUGUUGUUAUUAUUAAUUUUUUUUAUUUUAUAUAAUAUUAAGUUUUCUAACUGAAAGAAUAAUAAUUUUCAACUGCUAGAAAUACAAGAUUACAUGUACUUAUAAAAAUUUAUUUAAAAAAAGGAAAGAGUAAAAACAUUUGCUACAAAAGUAUCGAAACAAGAAAAAUAGUAAUAAUUAAAAUUAUUAUCAAAUUCCAGUUCUAUAGGCUUAUUUUAUGUGGUACAUGUAUUCAAUAUUUAAUUGUAAUAAGAAGCAUGUAAUAUAUAUAAAAUAAUGUAUAAUAAGCAUUUUUGUGUUUUUACAAUGUUUUGUAAAACUGGUAAUGUUAAAACAGAUGGCUACAUAAUAUAUGUUGUGUGUUGUGAUAAUGGACAUUUUCUAAAUAUCCAGGAUUUAGAUUGGUUAAUAGCAUUUCAAGAUUAUAGUUUGGGAUUCCAUUAACUGAAGUAAAUAGUUGAAAAUAUCUUUGCAUUUGUACAAUAUGUAGUAUAUUAUUUGGAAAUUAUUGGUAUAAGACAUAAUAAUUUACCAGUACUAUUGUGUAUUUUUUAAUCAUAUUUACAAAAUAUAUUCCUUUGAUGUUUUUAUCAAUAUACAGUUAUUUUGUUAUUUGAUUUGAUGAUUAUGAUCAUGUGUAAACACAAAUUAAUAUUUAUGAUUCAUCAAAUGAUGCAGCACUCUGUCCAAACAGGCACCUGUGUAAUAUAGGAUUUCUAUGUUACCGGGACGAUCACAUCGCCUUAACAAGAACAGUCAGUCCCUUUAAAUCCAGUUUAGAAUGAAUCCACUGACAUUUCCAAUUGUUGUGUUACAUUAUCAUUUUGUUUAGAUGAUUUGGGUGAUAUAUCAAGACAUAUGUGGACAUACCUGUAUAUUUAGAAGCAUUCAUAAUUUACCAAAUGAUGGUUUGGACAAUAUACCUUCCUUUUAUUAUGUUAUGUGAUCAAGUUAAUCAGAUGGUGUGUAUGAAACAAUAUGCGACUAUUGUUUUGAAACAUAUUUACCAAAUAUUGAUUUUUUUUUAACAAUGUUAUUAUCUAUGUUAUUCUUUUUAAUGUGAUCACUUUGAUUAGAUGCGUUUGUUUGCAUCUGUAAUGAGUCCUAAGUGUUUGUUAUAUUUGUUAUUUUGAAUUUAUUGUUCAGAAUAUUCCUGAACUAUAUUUUAAGUUUGAUGUUUACCUUCAUUCAUUCAUUCAUUCAUUAUUCACUUAUUCAUUCAUCCAUCCAUCCAACCACACAUCCAUCCAUCCAACCACACAUCCAUCCAUCCAUCCAUCUAUCCAUCCAUCCAUUUGUUGAAACUGAUAGCUGAAAUCACUAUGCCAACAAGGCCAGUAAAUGUAGUUUUGUUACAAAUGGGUUCUUUUAUUAUAACAAUCUAAUAGUGCAAUUGUUAUUCUCUACAUAAAUAAAGCUCCACAAAAUAAUAAUCUAUUAUGAUCUUCCUAUACCUUAUUCAAGACAAUAGCCUGAUAAAUUUCAUUGUAAGUUUAUAAUAAAGACAUAUCCCCAAAACAUUUGUUAAAUAAUGCAUAUAUUCAUAACUUUUCUUUUUGACAUAAUGUGAGAUAUAUGUUUUCAAAAUAUAACAAAAGGUAAAACAUUUACCAAUUUUAUAUGGAAAAUAAUUUAUAGAUGUCUAAAACCCUUAUUACUGUACUUCAGGUACCUUUUUAUACUUUUCAUGUGUCAUUUUAGUUAACACCGCAGAAACUAUAUAAUGUCCCAAAGGUUAUUUACAAUAUAUAUUUAUACAUAUUACAGUUGUUUUUACUAAUCCAGUGAAACCCCUCUAAACUGGACACCCUCAUCAACCAAGUAAAAUGUCCACUUUUAAGAGGUGUCUGUUUUAGUGAGGUUGUGUUUUGUACAGAUUUAAAAAAUAGGAUCAUGAAAAAUGUCUGGUUUUGAGGGGAAUUCCGGUUUACAGAGGGUCUGGUUUUGCGAGGUUUCACUGUAUACCAGAUAAGCUUGUGUUUGUAAGACAUUGCAGUUUUUGGCACAGUUUUCAAUGAAUGAUGAUGUCGGUGUUAUAAUACUGAUAUAUUUUUGUGCAGUACUCAUUGAUUGCCUUACAAAAUGCAUUGUGAUGUUUUCUGAUUAUUUCUCUAUUACUUGUUAACAGUUUGUAACAUGGAAAUGUUUGGACAUUGAGAUUACUAUACACUGUCCAUUUGUUUAAUUGUGGUUUUGUAGUUUAAUAGUUUUUUGUAGUCUGGUAGUCUAUUUUUGUUAUUUAAUUUUUGUUUCACAGUUAUGAAUUAAAAAGCCAAGAUAUAGGUGUUCCUUUUUAAACAAACUUUAACUUUAUCUUUACAUUUUUGACAGCGAUGAUGGCACCAGAACAUUUGCAUUAAAGUUUAACAUAAAAGUUUGACGAUUAGAUCAGUUCUAGGUCAAUCAAACUUGGUUUAUAGUUACACCUAUUGAUAUUUCUCAUAGUGCACUGAAAACAGUUAUGGUAGAUGAGACCCUUAAUUUUUUUUCUCUCUCUUUUUUGUGAUAGGCUUAUUGAAAUAGUAAUAUUUAAAUACCAUUUGAGCUAACAUUUCACUGGUACAGCUCAGAUUCAGUUAUUCAAAGAAAGUUGAAACAAUUACAAUUGUAUACAGAUCCCUGUGUCUAGAUACAGAUACACUGAUCCCAUUAAACCUCAGGUGAGCAAUCUAACCACUGAGCUAUGUCAUGUUCAAGCGUAUUCUGAAGGAUGUAGCUCAGUGUUGGUAUUCCCUUGAUGUGCACAAUCCGAUACCAACCAGUGCUUUAUUAAAGAGACUCCUGAGUUUGCUGUCAUUGUAAUUACAUACUAAAUAUCGUUCUUGUUUAGAGUAUGCAUGCACUAUCUGUAUAUUCAAUGUGUUUCUGGUAAUUUUAAUGUCAGAAACUAGCUCAAACAGGAUUUAGUCUCCAAAUAUCUUUUACCUUUUUUGACACCCAAUAGCCCAUGUGUAUUUUUGUGCUGGGCUAUCGUUAACACUGGCGUAACGAGGAUUUUAUAUUGGGUUGGGGAGAGGGCAACUCUUAAUUGGAGUUUCACACAUUUAUUCAUUCAUUCAAAAUACGCAAAAAUAUAUAUAUUGGGCAAAUAAAAUGAAAUUUGAACUUGUACGUACACUAGGAUGACCAAAAACACAUUUAAUAUUAAGCCACUGAUAUUUAAUACGUAAAAAUGUGUUUAGUAUGCAAGAAGUUUCUGUUAGUCGACGUGUUAACAAUAGCAACAAACUCAGGACAGUUCCUUUUAACAUUAUGACUAUUGUAUAUGUACAUGAUAACUGGAGAAUUCCAGUGACGAAACCAAUCACAUAUCGAGUAUGACUAUCACAUUAUUUUAUUUACCUGUUAUACGGUUUUCUAUCUAUGUGUACUCCUCAAGUUGGUGAUUUGUUUUUAAAAAAAAUCUUUUUACAUGAAUACAUUUUUGCCGUAUACAAUUAAUGUCGCCUUUUGAAUUUUUCAGGAUAUAAUAUUAAUAAAUAACAUUUAGAUUU